AUGGACUGUUUUCAGAGCAAAGAAGGAUAUACACAAAUAUUAUGGCUCCUGCCGUUGCGGGAUGGGGAGGGUCAGUUGAAGCACCACAUCACAGAAGUUGGUUCUAUGAAUGUAUUCUUUGUGUUUGAAGAUGAUAGAGGUGUUGAGAUCGCUACUCCGCCGACUAAGGAUAUAGUCCUACCGGGUAUCACUCGAGAUUCGGUUUUGAAGAUUCUGGGGGCCGAUGGAAAGGUGCGAGUUUCGGAGAGAGAUGUUACUAUGGAGGAGCUUCUCGAGCGAUAUCGCCGUCGGGAGGUAUUGGAAAUUUUCGGUACCGGCACUGGUGCGAUUGUAUGCCCUGUUAAAAGUGUAACGUAUGAGGACGUUGAAAUUGAUGUACCUGUAGAUGAAGCAAUCGGGGCAGGCCCGAUCUGCAGAAAGAUACUCGAUGAGGUAGCAAUGGAUUGA
Molecule: messenger RNA, 447 nt
Organism: Perkinsus marinus ATCC 50983
Lineage: Eukaryota; Perkinsozoa; Perkinsida; Perkinsidae
Product: branched-chain amino acid aminotransferase, putative
Exons: 5
Coding region: 1-447 (148 amino acids)
Biological process (GO): branched-chain amino acid metabolic process
Molecular function (GO): branched-chain-amino-acid:2-oxoglutarate transaminase activity
Source: RefSeq, a predicted model, not a curated record